Paramecium octaurelia is the source of this 1155-nucleotide messenger RNA. The record is from the annotation of a GenBank genome assembly. NCBI's taxonomy places the organism in Eukaryota, Ciliophora, Oligohymenophorea, Peniculida, Parameciidae.
AUGUAAGGGUUCUUAGUAGAAGGUAAGGAAAUCAGUAAAGAUUAUUCUUAUGAUUGGGUUUAAGGCAAAGCUGAAUUGGUAACUAUUGAAAAAGGGAUUUCUGUUUUACACUUCAGUUAAGAAUUAUUAAAAAGAGAUUUAGAAAUGGAAUUCAGAGUAAUUGUUUAGUUUCUAUUUAGUUAUUACGUAGAUUAACAGAAACUUAAUAUCAUAAUGACAAUUUAUUUGACUUUCAUCCUGAUGUUCAGAGACUAAAUCGAUAUAAUAACAUCAUCCCAUGUAUAUUAAAUUAGUACUAAAUUAGUCAAGCAUUCAAUUGUCAAAUUAAAGAGCGAGGGGGAUGAAGAAGAAAAUUUAAAGGAAUCCUAUAUUAAUGCUAAUUUUAUCAAUGUAAUUGAAUAGUUUUAGUAACAUAGUUGAUAAAUGGAAAGGAGAGGAUGAUUGUGGCAACGUAGGGUCCUUUGCUCUCAACAUUUGGUCACUUUUGGAAGAUGAUUGUCUAGGAAAACAUGAGUAUGAUAGUCAUGUUGUGCAAUUUAAAAGAGAACCAAAGAGUUAGUAAAUUUAGGGUAUUUAGGCAUAAUGCGAAUAAUAUUGGCCGAAGAGUGUUGGUGAAACUAUGAUUUGUGGGAAUGUUCAAGUGAACUUACAAAGUCAAGAUGAUCUUGGCAAUAAUAUAACUAAACGAAUAUUGAAACUUAAUCAGGAAGGAGAGGAGAGGAAUGUUAUUCAAAUACAAUGGUGUGGAUGGCCUGACUAAGGAGUUCCUUCUCCAAGUGAUUUUGAUGUGAUCAAGGAGUUAUUAAAUAUUAUUAAUGAAAAAUUGUUAGCAGAUCAAAAAGUAGUUUUUCAUUGCAGGUAUUAGGUUUAUAUAAAUGUAGUGCUGGAGUUGGAAGAACUGGAACCUUGAUUGCAUUAUCGAACUUAAUGAUCCUACUUAGAGCAUACAAACAACACAUUGGAGAUGAUCAUUCGAGUAAUUAAUCACCUUUAAUUUAAGAAUUGGAAGAAAAUCCAGAACUUUACAGAAUUUCCAUUUUCGGAAUGGUUCGUAGAUUGAGAGAACAAAGAUGGGGAAUGGUUCAUACUUCAGAAUAAUAUUCAUAUAUAUAUAAAUUUAUUGAUGAAGCUAUAAGAUAUUUGUUUAACAAUUGA